AUGAUUGACAUGAACACAAAAUUUAUUCAUUACGGUAAUAAUAAAUCGGCUUCUACUGCUUGCAAAUUAAGUAGCAAUGAUUUGAACUCUUCUAGAAGUGAAACAUUCGGGUUUUACAACACGGAGAGCUUAAUGUGUGGAAUCUCUAGCUUUUCUGAUGUUGGUACCAGUAAAGCAUUAAAACUAAAUUGUAAUGCAGGACCCACAAAACUUAAUAAAAUAUUAUCAGAAGAAAUAAACAAAAGUAAUAAAAUAAAAAAAGAUAUAGAUGACAUAUUGAACGGCAAAUCGCGAUCUGUUUCUCUGCCAAACAGUUUAGAAGAACCCACGAAAGACGUGUGCACGGAAAUCAUGGAUUCAUUAUCAAAAGAUACAAAAAACAGGGUUUCGAAGAAAAACAAAAGGUGUUUUACUAUAGCGGUGAAUACAGAACCAAUCGGUUUGUUAGGUCUGCUGAAGAUAUCGAAGGAGACGAUAAGACAAAUCCUGUCGUACAUGCCCCGAAUUGACUAUAAUUCAUAUUUGUCCAUGGUUCAGUUCCCCCAGCUGUCUAAGAUCGGCGAGUCGGAUUAUAUCUGCAAUAUUUGCGGGGCAGCCUUCUGUCGGCCGUCACAGCUCAGCGAACACAUUCAGAAACAUAAUUUGGACAACACGAGGAAUUGCUGUGUUUGCCGACACGCCUUGGAUUCUAAAAGGCGUUCAGCCUUGUUUUCAUGUCGGUACUGUCACCAGCCGUUCAUCAGAGCGUACUGCUGUGAGCUCCACCAGAGAUCGUGUGCGAAGAAUUUCGGAGUCCGACACGCGGAAAGUGGUAACCUGGCCAUGCUGACGUAGAUUGAAGAAAAUACCCUUUUUGUAUUGUUGGUCCUAUUUAUAUUGUAUUUAUUUAUAUUUUG
This is a messenger RNA of Bombyx mandarina (wild silkworm), 896 nucleotides long. RefSeq lists its product as uncharacterized. The record is from RefSeq and is a predicted model, not a curated record. Lineage: Eukaryota; Metazoa; Arthropoda; Insecta; Lepidoptera; Bombycidae.